This is a messenger RNA of Lachancea mirantina, 1113 nucleotides long. The record is from the annotation of a GenBank genome assembly. Lineage: Eukaryota; Fungi; Ascomycota; Saccharomycetes; Saccharomycetales; Saccharomycetaceae.
AUGAGAGCCUUCAGAACACCUCUGACAACAGUAACCGGUCUUUUAGCUAGCAUUGCCGCUGCGGAAGUCAUGAUAGUUGACAAUGAUACACCCACUCCUUUGCAAGUCUUAAUGCCACUCUCGGCCGGCAUCAAAGUACUGGGAAUAAGCACUGUUCUUGGUGAUUAUGACGUAGAUGCUGCAACUUAUGAAGCAGCAUCAUGUCUCACGCCAGGCAAUCUGUCUGCUUGCAUUCCUGUCUACAAAGGUGCAGCACAACCCCUUCUCUUGACCAAUGACACCUACCAACAAUGGCAACAAUUGUACGGCUCAAUUGUCUGGCAAGGCUGUUGGGCUGGCGAUUAUGCCAGCCCAGUGCCAACCAACGCAACCUACAACUACGACGAAAACACGGGAGCCGUACAAUGGAUAAUGGACUCAGUAAAAACCAGUAAAGAAAACGUUACUAUAGUGGCGGCGGGAACUAUGACAAAUUUAGCCCUUGCUUUGGCUCAGUGGCCUGAAAUGGCGGAAAAGGUGAAACUUGUGAUUAUGGGCGGUUACGUUGAUGGUCAAAUUGCCCAAGCGACCGGUGGUGACUUCACGAACGACCUCUAUACCGAUUUCAAUUUGAUGCUAGAUCCAGAGGCUGCCCAAGUAGCCCUGUCUGCUCCAUGGAGAGAGCUUGUAAUUGUUGGAAAUAUAAGCAGCCAGAUAUACCCAACGCAGGAGCUGUUCGAUGAGAUUGUUACAGUAUCAGGGGGAUUGACAGCCAUAUCUCAAAACUCGACUUUUGGAUACGUAAAAGAAACAGUUGGUAACGGAACCCUGCCUGCUUUCAACUUGCCAUUUUGGGACGAAGUCGCUUCUUUUAUUGCUACAUACCCUGACUUGGUUACCGAAUCCUAUGAUGCUUACGUGUCCGUUGACACGUCGUAUGCCAGCCCUUUCUACGGGAAUCUAAGGAUUGUUCCUGCGGAUUUGCGCCCAAAAAAGGGGGUGAGAACUUCAAAGGCCAAACUUGUCACCGGAAUCGAUGUUGAAAGGUUUUACGGCAAUGUUGUAAACGCUCUCGUGAGAGAUUGGUCUUCCUAUUGUAGCACGGGGCGUUCUACAAGUCUCAUGAAUAACUGA